AUGCCUCAAGAAGCAGGACGACGCUUGCCUGUCAACAUUGUCGACGACCUUGCCUCGUCAUACCCGACACAGCGUCUCGGAAUAGUCCCUAGGGGCCUGGACGUCAAGGACGGCUUUCAAGAUGUUACCGCAAAGGACCUCGCGGAUUCUGUAAACGCGAUGUCGUGGUGGAUCGAGAAGCAGAUCGGACGGGGUACUGACAAAGAAACUGUUGCGUACAUGGGAAGCAAUGAUAUUCGGUAUUUGAUUUUUAUUCUGGCUUCCCACAAGACCGGAUACAAGUUGCUGCUCCCCUCUACUCGACUGUCUAAUGAAGCCUACGAACACCUUAUGAACGCCACAGAAUGCAAGAAAUUCUUCUUCACCACAAAAUACGAACGAAGGAUUUCGGAGAUCAGGGACUUCCGUCCAGGCACACAAUACACGAAAGUCCCUAGCGUUGAUGAUGUGCUUAUGACUGUCGGAGCCCAGCCAUAUCCUUUUUCCAAAUCCUACGCCGAGGCCGAAGACGAGGUUGCAUUGAUCAUUCAUAGCUCUGGCACUACAGGCAUGCCGAAGCCCAUUCCCAUGACUCAUGGAUACUGUGCCACGUUUGAAUUCAAUAAACAUGUCUCUAGCCGUACCGACCGAGAGUGUACAACGCCGCACAAAUUCUCCUCGUCCCAACCGUUCCUUGCGACCACCCCGGCUUUCCACCUCAUGGGUCUACUCCCUUACAUCCAGGCCAUAUUUUUCCAAAUUCCCUUCGUCAAUCUUCCGGACAAGCCGCUGUCUGUUGAGCUGAUAAUCGACACAAUCCGUGUCACGCGACCAGCGGCAGCCUUACUUGCUCCAUCACUUCUAGAAGAUAUGAGCCAGUCACAGGAAGCCCUAGAGUGCCUCAGCUUGCUGGACUCUGUCUACUUUGCCGGCGCUCCUCUGGCUAAAGAAACCGGCGACAAGAUCUCAGAAUAUACGAAGAUAAUCACGCUUAUCGGAUCUACUGAGAUGGGACUCAUCAUUUCGUUUGUCCCCGAGAGCCAGGACGACUGGACCUACUUCGAGUGGAAUCCGGACUAUGGAGUGGAUAUGCAAGAUGUCGGUGAUGGGUUGUACGAACUGGUCAUUCCCCGUCGGGGGGAUUCUCGGGCUAUCCACGGUAUCUUCCACACCUUCCCCGAGAAGCAGGAGUACCGAAGCAACGAUCUCUUCGUUCGACACCCUUCGAAGCCCAAUCUCUGGAAAUACCACGGUCGCCGUGACGAUGUGAUUGUCCUUAGCAACGGCGAAAAGCUCAACCCGGUGACGUUAGAGAUGAUCGUUGGAAGUCACCCUCGCGUCAACCGUGCUCUCCUCAUCGGCCAAUCACGAUUCCAGACCUCCUUGCUUAUCGAGCCGAAGUGGGAUGAAGAGGGAGAAAUAGACGAGAAAGAAUUCAUCGAUACCGUGUGGCCGACUGUCCAGCACGCAAACGAAACUGUCCCGAAUUAUGGUCGCAUUGCAAAGAACAAGAUCCGACUGUCGUCUCGCGACAAGCCCUUCAAGGUGACGCCCAAGGGUACGACCCAACGCAAUGCCGUGAACCGGGACUACAAAGAUGAGAUCGAGGCGAUCUAUUCGGCUGCCGACAUAGAAGAGCAAGUGAAGCUACCCGAGUCUCUUGACGAGGAAAGCAUGGUCUCCUUCAUUCGCCACAUCAUUUGCUCUUUGAUCGACCGUGAAGACAUUUCCCCCGAGGACGAUCUGUACAGCUCUGGACUGGACUCGCUGCAGACGAUUCAGCUCGCGAAUACCCUCACCAAGGCUACUUCCUUCCAAAUUCUCGAUGCCGACCGGAAACCGAUCACGCCCCAGCAUAUUUAUGCUCACUCUACUAUCUCCCAGCUGGCACAGUUCCUGCUCACUGUGCUGCGCGGAGAUAUCGUGUCUGUUGCAUCUCGGACAGAUAGAGUCAACAACAUGGUGUCCAAAUACACCAAGGAGCUUCCUUCAGUAACACGUGAUAACUUCACACUUCCUGAUAAGUCGACUGUCAUUCUAACUGGAUCGACCGGCUCGCUCGGCACAUACCUUUUGAACUCGCUUUUGCAUGACGAGACUGUGGCCAAGGUCUACUGUUUCAAUCGCUCAGACGCCCAGUCCCGUCAAAUCAAAAGCUUCCAAGACAAGGGGCUUUCUGCUGCUUCCUUACACAACACCAGCAGAGUUGAAUUCCUCACGGUGGCCUUUGGCGAGCCCAAGUUCGGUCUUCCAUCUUCCAAAUACCAGGAGCUGUUGGAGAUGGUAGACGUCAUCAUCCACAACGCCUGGAAGGUCAACUUUAACCAUCCCCUCGAAUCAUUCGAGAACCCUCACAUCAAAGGACUGUUUGAGUUUGUCAAAUUCAGCAUUGACAGUAAAUACAACGCCCACGUCUCUUUCGUCUCAUCGGUCAGUACCAUCGGAGGAUGGACAGAGGACAUGGGCCCACAGGUCCCAGAACUGCCCGUUGAAGACCCAGCUGCAGCCCUAGAACAGGGAUACGGCGAAUCGAAACAUGUGUCAGAGCGUAUCUGUCUUGAAGCGUCGCGUAAGUCCGCCGUGCCGACGAGCAUCUUCCGAGUGGGACAGAUCGCCGGUCCGACUACCAAGGAAGGCGCCUGGAAUGUGGACGAAUGGGUCCCCACUUUGGUCAAGACAUCGAAGUCACUGGGCAAGGUACCCGAUGGUCUUGGAGGAUAUGAGAUGGAUUGGGUCCCUGUGGAUACUCUGGCCACCGUCAUCAUUGAGCUUCUUCAGACGCGACGCAACCAGCUCUCUAGUAUGCCAACUGCCUUUUUCAACCUCGUCAACCCGAACAAGGCACCCUGGGCUUCCAUGAUCCCGGCUAUCCAGGAUAAAUACCCGGUCGAGCCAGUGCCCAUCAACGACUGGAUCAAGGAGCUCGAGAACAUUAAGAACCCGUCGGAUGAAAAUGUCCGUCAAAAGCCUGCGCUGAAGUUGUUGGACUUCUAUCGCGGACUGGCCGGUGGCAAGGAGAUGCUCUCCGCUGAGAUUGGCGUGUCCAGGACGAAGGAAGCGAGCAAGACGAUGGCGUCGCUGGGAUCGAUUAAUCGGGCUGAGAUGGCAAAUUGGCUGAACCAGUGGGACUUUUAG
Aspergillus affinis is the source of this 3114-nucleotide messenger RNA. Its product is annotated as putative NRPS-like enzyme. The record is from RefSeq and is a predicted model, not a curated record. Lineage: Eukaryota; Fungi; Ascomycota; Eurotiomycetes; Eurotiales; Aspergillaceae. The transcript has 4 exons. The coding region runs from base 1 to 3114 and encodes 1037 amino acids. Gene Ontology annotation, molecular function: phosphopantetheine binding.